UUCGCGACCGCUCAGGAGGCAGCCGCUCCUCAGGCACGACUCUGGAAAUGUGACCUUUUUCGCGAAUUUACGUUUUUCUUUCCCCCGAAAAUUUUUCAACGCCGGUCUACAGUUCCUAGAGGCACCUACGCUAAUCUACGGUGAAUCUUUGAGGAAUCUUAUUAGAUUGAUAUAUAUAUAUAUAGAGCGUCGUGCGGAUAUACGUGCGUGAUUGGUGAAUCUUCGCCGAGAGCAUCGUCAUCCAUGGUAUUUGUUGCGUGUCGAGAGAACUUUGGUGAAAAUCGGCCCUUGUGACAUUUUUUGGGACGUUUUGUUGCGCUGUUACCUGCGGUCAUGUGAAAUAUGAAAUUUUUCAAGAGUACCGGAUGGUGCGGAAGAUAGGGUUGAUGGAGAUUUUGAAAAGGAGCGGGAAACUUGGGAAAAUUUGAAAGUACUGCUUUUACUGAAGUCCGAUUGAAAAGGAAGAGCGACGCGGGAACUAGAAGUUUUUUAAAAAUAUUUUAUUCAGAAGGCUUUUAGUUUUUGUACACAUUUUGGUUUUUAUUUUGGUCGUUCUUUUUUUUUGUGUGAUUGUGCCACGAAUGUGGACGACGAAUGACGCCAUGUUGGAAAAAGUGCGUGAUACGACUCUUUGGAAAUAUUGUAAAUUUGUGAAGUCAUUGAGGUAAUCCUCUCUUGAGAUAUUUUCGAAAAAUUCUUGGAAGAUGAAGUCGUUUUUGGAUAUGGAUUGUGACGAUUGGUGAUCUUUUUUGGACGAUCUUUAUUUUAAUUUUUUUUUAUUUUUUAUUGAUCACGGUUGACGGGGCUCGUCCAUUUUUGUUUUCGAAAAUUUUUUUACACAAAAGUGACAAGUGAUUGGUUUCUUCUCUUCUUUCAUUCAAGUGAAAAGUGCGCAAUCAUCCAUUUUCUCUUACUUUGACGCUUUCUCGAUUUGAGUGCUGUAUAUUUCGGAUACUCUCGGUUUAAAAGAUUUUUUAUUCUCGUUACUCGAAUUGUGAACUGUUAUCGUCCAGUUUCAAAAAAGUGAAUAGUGCUGACAAAAUCGUCGGAUUUUUUGGCCUUUUCCUUGAUGUUUCAUAGCUAUUGCAAUUUCUUCGGAUUUCAAGGAUCUUGUUGUUACGGAACACUUGAAUAAGAGCUAGAAGAAAGAAAAUUUUGAAAAACCUUGGAGAACUAAUGAAGAGUAUCGAUUCCUCGUCUUCGGUGCCUUCUUCAAGCUCACUCUUCGACAUUCCUCUCUUCCCGGAUCGUCUUUGAAGAUUAAAGUAAACGGCACUGAAUGCACUUAGCGGCGUGAGAAUCGUGGUGGCCUGCGUGCAUGGAAGAGAAGACUAAGAAUCGUCGGCAAGGGCGAGGAAAGCAGCGCAAAAGAAAAGGAGAAGGAAAAGGAAAAGGGAAUCGCGAAGAGCCGAGAAGAAAGUAGAGCAAGGUGGCUUCGCAAGCUCGAAAAGGGUCAAGGAUCAAGGAUGUCGAGCGCCGCGGAGAGUCCUGACGGGAUGGCUCUGCAGUCCCAUUAUUCCCUUAGAUGGAACAACCACCAGGCCCAUAUUCUUCAGGCGUUUGAGGCACUCCUUCACGCCGAGACCCUCGUCGACGUGACCCUCGUCUGCGCCGAGACCAGCAUCAGAGCUCACAAGGUCGUUCUGAGCGCGUGCAGUCCCUUCUUCGAGAGGAUAUUCGCGGAGCAUCCCUGCAAGCAUCCGGUGAUCGUGUUGAAAGACUUCCCCGGCCGGGAGGUGACGGCACUGAUUGACUUCAUGUACCGUGGCGAGGUACGAGUAGGACGUGAAGAAUUGCCAGGACUGAUGCGAGCAGCCGAGAGUCUUCAGGUGCGAGGUUUGGCAUCUUCGGAACCAAGGCCAGCGAGUCCACCGGAAACGCCAACGGCGGAUCUUCUACUUGGAGAACCGUCGACGCCGGAAGGCGCACGUCAAGGUACGCCAGAGGACGACGACGCGUCGGAAAGCGCGACAGUGCCACCUCCGGAACCUGGAGGCUUUUCCAGGGAACAUCAGCUAGCGCGUGACAGGUUACCGCACAUGGGCCAACUUAAUUUCUCAGUGCGGGAACUGCGGGAGUCCUGCGGUUCGCCAUUGAUGCCCCGAAGAAAGCAAGCGAGACCGCGACGAAGAUCCGGGGAGUUGGUACCUCAGGAUUUGAGUAGACAUCAUCCCGCCCCGAGUCCAAGUCCUCCGAGUGGCGGUAGCGGCGGCGGCGGUGGUGGCGGCGGCGGCGGCGGCGGACUGAACCUCACGAAUCAACAGAGGGACCAGCCCGGCCAACAGGAGGACAUGGCGGAGAAUCUGUCGAUGAAACGGUCGCUCUCUCCCUUACCGACGGAGCACAAUAUCAAGACGGAGAGCGAGAGUGCCAGCAGUCCUCGAGGAUCGCCUCUAACAGGGACGAGUCUACAGCCCGACGGUUCGUUGCAGGAGUUACCAGCAGCAGGGUUCCCAGGAGUCUCGGCCCUCUCCUUAACCCCACCCCAUCACCACAGUGAGUACCUGACCAGUCUGGGACAACUGGCAGCUCAGUGGCUCCCGAAUCACCCGCAGGGUCAACUGCCUCAAGGUCAUCACCCACGGGAAGGGAGUCCGCACAAUAGGUCCCAUCCUUACCAACAGCAGCAACAAGACUCGCCUCUUACCCCAAGACGGUCGGUUGCCGUUUUUCCCAUGGACGGGGUGGGCCACUUGGCUGGUGCCGGCAGUUUAUUCCCACCAGGAAGCACACUCGACCGAAGCAGCUCCCUUUUGGCGGAUCUCCAUGAUAGUUUCAAGCCGGAGAGCCUUCACGGCCUCUUUGGCACUGGUCUCGGACAUCAUCCCAGCAAAAAGGCGAAGAAGCACAGAGCCGAGAGUGCAGAUGGUCCCCGAAGAUGGUCUGAGCACAGUCGCGGGUUACCCGUGGGUCGACCUAAAGGUCAGCACAGUGCACCUAGAGGAGGACCGCCCAGGUCAUGGACCAAUGCUGAACUCACCGAAGCACUUCAGCACGUUUGGAACAAGAAAAUGACGACCUCACAAGCCAGCCGUAUCUUUGGCAUCCCCUACAACAGUUUGCUGAUGUACGUGCGCGGCAAGUACGGCAAGAGUCUCAAGCUGGAGCAGUUACGCAGGGACUGCACAGGUGCCACCACCGGCGAGGUAGUGAUGAAUUCUUUGAACAACAACGUCAAGGCCGUCCAACCGCCCACGCAGAUGUCACAUCAUCUGGCGGGUAUUCCACAUCCUGGUGAUGACGCGGGAUUCACGCAUCCCCUUCUGGGUGGUAAUUUACCCCAGGGUUUCUUCCCAGACUUUAGUGCUGCCUUUCCGGUACCCGUUAGCAUGGUGCAUCUGCUGCCACCUAGCGAGCAAAAAGCCUUCGAACCACCACCCACAUCAGGACCCGUAUCCAGCGAACUCACCCCAAGGAGUAGGACGCCUUCACCAUCGGCCGCGCACGAUCCGCCACCUCAACCACCGACGCAAUCGGCCCCAGCGCUGUUGCAGCAAAAUGGAAACGACUAGGACCAUCUUCAUUUACUUCUUCUUCUACUUCUUCUAUUCUUUAAUAUCGUUAUCAUCAUUAUUACUAUUAGUCUUCGGAUUCUUCUUCGCCUUCGGCCCGACCUUCCAUCAGCUCCGCUGACCCAUAUCCACCAGCCGAUUAUCAAGACUGACCCACAUACCGGGUGACCGUCUAACGUCUCACCCUCGCAGCAAGUACCACUGCUUUACACGGUUGCUGAUACUGCCCCAUUAUGGCGCUUUUUUUUUUCUUCUUGACCUGCUCGUAAAAGGAAGACGACCUGGGCCAAUCUGAUGCCCCUUGCAAGUUUGACCUUUCACCUCUUUAUAUGAUAAAUGCGCAUUUCAUGCGGAUAACAAUAACGUGCGAGGUGGUACCAAAGCUCAUCACUAUACAGAUACCCCUAUAUAAAGUCUAUUAUCCAGUCGAAUCUUAUUUGUCAUCUAAUACCAAUGUUGCCUCGUUGACAUUAAUUUAUCUAGAGGAUUGGCUAACGAUUGGUCCUGGUUGUCCAACCACGAGCUAUCAUACACAGCAUCACUAUAAACAGUUCCUGCUAUAAUGAGCGAUCAUACCAAAUAGUACUGUAAACUAAGCUGCUGCUAAAUGAUUCCACAAAGCGUCGCUACCCUGAACGGCGUCCGCUAGCAAACUCGUUAUCACCCCGUUGCUUAAAAUUUCUAUUUCGAUUACCGAAUAUACGGAGUCUUGACGGAUACGCUGACACACGAUAGAUUUCUCCGAGUACGUAAAAUAUCCCGUACCAAUAGAAAUGUUUAAAGUACCAUAGAAGCACUGCUUUGCAAAGGACUGUUUCUAUACUUGCUCUCAAAAUUAAAAAAAAAAACAAGUAUUUUUUUUGAAAAAUUUCCAUAACUUGCUUCUGCGGCCAACUUCGUAGAUUCGGUUUCGAAGGACUAAACAAAUGAAGGAUACUAUAAACCUGAAGUGAGGGGGUGAGAAAGGGGACAGAAGGAGGAAGCAAAGAUUAGACAAGUUAAGAAAAUGAAAAUCUACGUGAAAAAAAGCUUAUUCUAGCCUUUUACAAGGGUUAGAAUGUCACAGGGUUGUUGCAGGAGCUUGCUAAGUGAAAUCUGAUGGGAGUAGACAAUUUGUGGGUGAUAAGAGAAUCGGGGUCAGUGCAAUACACAGAAUGCAAGCAAUGCAGAAAAAAGUCUUAGUUUAAUCGGACCUCGCUGGCGGGACGGCUUGGCAAGCUCUGUAAGAUACAGGAAAAAAAAGAAAAUACCAAGAGGAAAAAUAAAGAGGCAAAGAGAGACACGUACAAAAUUUUGGUGGUAUGACGUAACAGUAGAUGGUGGAUAGGGGAGUGCGGGGUUUAGCGGUUUGACAUUGAAUACCGAAGAAAACGAAAAACUAAGAAGGAAAAUCAAUCCACAGUAACAAUACACGGUGACCAUUUUUUUUGUUCAAACUGGAGUAAACGCAUAAACGAAAAUUUUGGAAAAAUGAAAACAGAAAGAUAAAAGAGAACGAGACGUAUGACGAUGAAACCUUAAUCGUAGAAAAAAAAUUUGAACACAGUCUAUAAUAACAACAAUAUUUCGACAACCAGACGGAAGCGCAGGGUAACUAACACAUCAGGGAUAGCCACAGACAAAUCUACGAUAGAUAAAAAAAGAAAACUACAUAUUAAACUAUAAUGGUAAAGGUAAUUCGUAAAAAAAAAAAACUAUAAUGCAUAACGCGAAUAUUUCGUUAAAGGAGGCUCGACGAGAGUUGAAAGGCAAUGGAAGAUUAAAAAAAAGAUACGAAAAAAAAAAAACGGCGAGAGAAGUAGAGAGAAAAGGUGAUUUUGAAAAAUAAGCGUGUCUGAGUAGACGAGCGUUUAGCGACAAGAGUGCGUGUAAGGUAUGCCUGUGCGAUUGCGUGAAUGCGAUAGAAACGCGACAAGCGCGUGACGGGGUGAAAUUUUGGAUAAAAAAAAAUAGAAUUUGCCGUUGUGUCAAAAAAAAAAUGAAAUCGUGCAAACGAGAGAUCGGUAUGGAUAGAUUAUUAAUUAUUAUAUAGAAAAACGUAAUGAGGAAUGAAAAAAAAAAGUGUAUCGGUAUCGAUAAGGGAUUUAAAGUAAAUACAUAGAGAGAGACCACAGGCUUCCAGCCCGUAAAGAAAAAACAGCCUGUACAAUACAAACUGAUAUUAUUAUUGAUUAUUAAUAUUAUAUAUAUUAUUAUUCUAUAUACAGGGUGUUUCAAAAAAAAAAGAGGUUUACAAACUGUCCCUGCCUGCUGUACCACUCCGACGAGUGUUUUCUCCCUCGGACGUAUUAGUCAUUAGUUUAGUACAAUUAUUUUUUUUCCCUGACUACCCUCGAGCGUUAAUUAUAUAAUCUUUCUCUCUCU
Messenger RNA from Cephus cinctus (wheat stem sawfly), 5876 nucleotides. It is a transcript of the gene lov, whose product is annotated as protein jim lovell. Lineage: Eukaryota; Metazoa; Arthropoda; Insecta; Hymenoptera; Cephidae. Bases 1467 to 3512 code for a protein of 681 amino acids. Gene Ontology annotation, biological process: regulation of transcription by RNA polymerase II. The transcript has 3 exons. The record is from RefSeq and is a predicted model, not a curated record. Gene Ontology annotation, molecular function: protein binding; DNA binding. Gene Ontology annotation, cellular component: nucleus.